UUGUAUUUGGUCAUCUUUUAAAACCAUCCCUUUAUUUCAUUCCUGAAAAUUAGCCUCCAUUAAAAUAUCCGACCAAACACACACUUCUACUCCCUUUCUCUCUCCGCCGUGUCAACGCCGAUCCUCCCUCCUUCACCACCGCAACGCCGCCCCCAUGCUGCAACCAAUUUCCCCCAAUUCCCCUCUCAGGACUCUGUUGACUUCAAUUGCUCAAAUAUAGUUUGUUAAUUAGGGUUAGAUAUUCAGAGAGUUAUGCAAAGGCAUCGUAAUCCUGCUAAUGGAUAUAGGUCUAAUCCGAUUGGAACUGGAACCGGAUUCGGAGGAGGUGGUUUAGCUGCCGGUGGUGCCGGUUACCGGAGCUACAACCGCGGUGGUUUCGGUAGGGGGCAGCCGCCUCCGCCUCGUAGGAUAGAUGUGUUUAUGGAAGCAGGGAAAUUGGCAGCCGAGUAUUUGGUUUCCAAGGGUUUGAUUCCACCGAAUUCGGGUAAUGGUAAGUGGCAAAUCGGUAAUUUGAAGAAUCAAAGCGGUGGAGGAGAUAGUGUUUCGGAUAGGAGAAGGUUUCCUGAUGAUUAUAGGGGUAGAAGAGCGUUGGGGUCUUUUAAAAACGCUGCGGUUGAAGUGAACCGUGAGGUAAACCGGAGUAAUUCGUUGUCGGAGAAGGUUAAGGGUUUGUCGGAUAAACAAGGGGAUGGUGAUUCUGUUUCGGGUGUUUCGGAAGAACAAAGAGUUGGGAAAGAUGGUGGAAUUGAGGACCAAAAGUCGGUAUCUGGUGAUUUGGAAUCGAAAAGUUACGAUGCGGGUAACGUGGAUACGGGAAACAUGAACCAACAAGAUCAAUCACCUGAUGAAAAUGCAAGCGUCAAGACCCCAGUUUCCGAGGAGAGAAUCGACGGGUUAAAGGAUGUAAACGUGAGUGCAGAUGACGUGGCGAUGGAUGACGGUACCCCCGAGCCUGAGAAACCGGUUGUUGAAGAAGAUCCACCUGAGGAGGAUAACAACAAGACGUCAAACAAUAACAGUAGUGAUCUGCUAACGCUAAUCAGGUUUAACAAAAUACCCACCAGGACGCGUUCUUCUGUGACUCUUAAGGGCUCAAAAAGUGACCCGGUGUUGAUUUCCGGAGAUGAAAACAGGAACAAACAGGACGAUGAAAAUCAAGUAUCAAACCAUGAACCGGAGAUGAAGAUUGAACAGGUCCCAUCUGAAGAUGAUCAUAAAUACGAAUUUGGACAAGGGUUACACACACGAUCGUUAUCGUUUCCUCAACGAUCUUCCGUUUCCGAUCAAGAACUAAGUGACGGACAACACGGGUAUACUCGAAGCAGCUCCGCUUUAUUAGGUGUAGGCGAGAAACGACCGAUGCAAGACGACGCUAGCACAGAAGCAAGCAAGAAACCGAGAGAGUGGGCCCCCGCAAACCCUCAAGCGGAUGAAUUCUUUCAUAUUUCGAGCUCACGAGACCAAGCGUCUUCUCAAGAAGGUACGGCGGGAAUCACUCAACCAUGCAACUCAUACGCUGAAGAAAAACAGCUUUUUCCUAGUUCUUUUAAGAUUUGUGACCUCAAUGCAAUGGAAGUUUCUGAUGUACGUGGUGAUAAUCAUGAUACCAAUUCAGUCGCGGGGUUUUCGUCACUCGUACAAGCAAAGCAAGAACCGGUGUCUGUUGACUUUGACUUGACCAUGAAUAAUAGUUGUCAUAUGACUGAUCGUCAUGGAAAAGGCGUUGAGGUCAUUGAUUUGGAUUGUGAUUCCAUGCAAGAGGACGAUGAUAAUGACAACGACAACGACAACAAUAACUCAGAGCGGAGGGAGGAAGCUAUAUUUACGGAUCUUGAGAGCUUUCCAGACAGUAUGCAGAGGGUCAGUGACAUCCCCCAAGAUGGUUACGGGCUUAUGAUUUCCGAGUUAUUAGAUGCUGAUAUUCCUAAUUCUUCUGUAUCAACGGGAGUUAAUUCGAUGCAUAACGAAAUGAGCCUCCCAAAUGAAGAGGGGAUGCUUGGUGAUGAUGAGUCGAUAUAUAUGUCACUGGGAGAAAUACCGAUAAGUAUGCCAAAACUCUAAUUUCAUUGGUUUCGUGCCAGUAUGGGAUCAGCAGCCUUCACAGGGAUAUAAUAAGCGCUACUAAAGUGGCGUGAGAUAUUUCCGUGUGUAAUGUGGUAUGUGAAUCUGCCAUUUUAGUCGGUUUUUUAAUCUCCAGACCAUUUUAUGCUUUUGUGUAGUUUGCUUAGUUUCAAAUAUAUAGAACAUAGCUCGUAAUCAUGAUUGUUAUACAAGACAGCCUGUAAGCAUAAACCAUUGAUGUUUUCGGUUCUUUGUAGUGUUUGAUCUCUACACCAUCAGUUAUUUAUACA
Molecule: messenger RNA, 2351 nt
Organism: Helianthus annuus (common sunflower)
Lineage: Eukaryota; Viridiplantae; Streptophyta; Magnoliopsida; Asterales; Asteraceae
Exons: 5
Coding region: 253-2061 (602 amino acids)
Source: RefSeq, a predicted model, not a curated record